This is a messenger RNA of Dromiciops gliroides (monito del monte), 168 nucleotides long. RefSeq names its product transition protein 1 (gene TNP1). Gene Ontology annotation, molecular function: DNA binding. Gene Ontology annotation, cellular component: nucleosome; male germ cell nucleus. Gene Ontology annotation, biological process: chromatin remodeling; spermatid nucleus elongation; spermatogenesis. The coding region runs from base 1 to 168 and encodes 55 amino acids. Lineage: Eukaryota; Metazoa; Chordata; Mammalia; Microbiotheria; Microbiotheriidae. The transcript is spliced from 2 exons. The record is from RefSeq and is a predicted model, not a curated record.
AUGUCUACCAACAGGAGAAUGAAAAGCCAAGGCGGGAGGAGGAACAAGAGCAGAUCUCCUCACAAGGGGGUCAAAAGAGCUGGAGCUAAAAGAAAAUACCGAAAGGCCGGGCUGAAGAGCAGAAAGAGAAGUGAGGAAGCUCACAGGACUUACCGUUCCAACUUGUGA